CGUACAGUUUAGCCACGUUUAGCGAAGAAAAUGGAAGAAAUGGACGAGUCCGAUAUUGUAAGUUCAUUGCUCAUCAAGUGGAACUUGCCAGAGUUUAUAGAUGAAUUCAAAGAAAAAGGAAUAGACAUAGAAGUUCUCAAAGAACUUACUAUAUCAGACGUUGAUAACUUAAUACCGUACGAAAAAUUCGGGAAACGAAUUAAAUUUCGAUGCAAUCUAUUCAAGUGGAAAGAAGAAAAUGGUUAUUUCACACCUUUAGCAUCAACAAAGUCAGCGGCACAAUCAAGUGUGGGUUCAUGGUUAGAGAAUAUUCCGUUUGUAAUUAGUCCGGCGCCGGACGAUUCUACGCCGCCCACUCUCUGGUCGGAGUUUACCAAAGAAAGUUUAGAACAGACAUUAAAACAAGCCAUUAAAGCUCAACUGGUAUUGAAAUAUUUUCAGCAACAUCAAUAAUUAGACAAAAAACAUCAGACAGAUCUCGUACAUAUAAUCGUCGAAUGUAUGUUUUCAGAUAACAAAAAAAUUACCGCUGAUGUGUUUGAAAAAUAUGCUAAGUCAAUAGUAGAGUUGUUUCCUUCUGAAAUUCAGGUACAUACAACAUUUGAAAUACAAAUCCUAACAAAUAAAUAAUAAUAUUCAUAUAUGUAUAGUUAAAAA
Messenger RNA from Onthophagus taurus, 657 nucleotides. The record is from RefSeq and is a predicted model, not a curated record. Lineage: Eukaryota; Metazoa; Arthropoda; Insecta; Coleoptera; Scarabaeidae.